This is a messenger RNA of Bactrocera oleae (olive fruit fly), 7861 nucleotides long. It is a transcript of the gene LRR, whose product is annotated as Leucine-rich repeat. The record is from RefSeq and is a predicted model, not a curated record. Gene Ontology annotation, biological process: cell migration; regulation of Arp2/3 complex-mediated actin nucleation. Gene Ontology annotation, molecular function: protein binding. Gene Ontology annotation, cellular component: lamellipodium; plasma membrane. NCBI's taxonomy places the organism in Eukaryota, Metazoa, Arthropoda, Insecta, Diptera, Tephritidae.
AAAACACAGAAACGCCAAAUUAACUUAUAAUUAUACUGAUAGAAUAAAUAAAGAGAGUGUAGAUGUAAGUAAUAUAUAAUAUAAUUUUGAAAAAACAAUAAGUUGGUAGCAAUAAAAAAAUCAUUUUUAUUCAAAUUAUAUCUACGAUUAGAGUGUACCCAAAAUUUGGCGAGUGACUGUAUUGCAUAUUUACACGUUAAUUUACAUUCAAAUACUUAUGCGAGCCUUAGUGGAGGUAAUACCAUAGAAUUGGCUGUAAACAUUUCGUUGUGCGCACUCAACUACUGAUAACACCUUAGCUUUUGAGUAUUUGGCUAAUGAGAACAGUAGGUAGAUCGCGAGACAGUGUCACAAUAACAUAAAAUUACAAUGUAAUUUUAAUUAUCCACCUUUUCCUUCUAUAUAGCAUUCAAAUGAUUGAGACUCAUUCAUUCAUUCCCCAGCAUUUCUUCUUAAAAGGCGCUGGACCAGUUCGGUAUGAUGAAAUAAGAGAUAUGUAAAGCAUCAUUGGGCUCCUUCGGCGUCGAUGAAGGCAUAACCUUUUUCUUCCAAUCUAACUCAACCAGAGCUAAUAUUUUUCUUCAUCUGAUCUUCUUUCUGCCGGUAGGAUCUUUAAACGUUCAGGCAGAUAAGCUUUUCUUGCAAAAAAUACUUGCAAAGUUUUGACAGUUUUUAUCGGGUAAUAUGUUAAAAUAUACUUAGAGUUGUCUCAAGCUAACGACGGUAUUUUGAUUUCUGAUGAAAUUUUGAUAUAUCAUCUAUCUCUAUUUUAUUGUAGAAAAAACUUUCUAUUGUUUGUGCAAUAUUUUUAAGUAAAAGCACUACGUUGAACCUUGAAUAAAUUAGCUAGAAAAAAUCGAUAUGUUUUCUUUCGAGAUCAUCAGUCAAAAUCAUUGACUUAAGCUCAUCUAAAAUUAAGAAUUUCAUAUUUACCUGGGUCUAUAUUCAAGCCAAUGAUUCGAUGUUUCAAAUUCACACUUUUUAUACCAUAUAUAAAAACCAGAAGAAUCCAGGCGAUUUAUGAAUAAGCCUCAAUAAUAAAUUUGAAAUAUAAUGCAUAGAUCAUAUUUGGACUAAACUCGUAACACUGUGCCACGUUCCGUCUGCCAGUUACACCUGAUAUCAGUGUACUUUUGUUGGCUAGAUAAAGCUGCCUUGCUCAACUGCUAAUGGAGUACGACAAUAUUGAGUCAUUCGCGUACAGUUACUGGAGACGUGCAGCGGACUGCAGCGAAACGCCCGACAAUACAAACACAACGCAUCGACGCGUACAUAAAAUAUUUAAUUUAAUGUUUUGCGAGGUCGACGUGGAUUAUUCGCAAGUGAAAAGCGUGUAAAAAUGUAAAAUAAGUGAAAAAUCAGUAUUUGCAUUAGCGCGGUAGUGAUUGAACUUUGGAAAAAGCAAAAAUUAUAUAAAGCUUGUUUUAGUAUAUUUUUAAAGGCGUAGUAAAUUCACCAGUGUCUGUGUCACAUAGAGUAUAUAUUUUAAAUACAAGAGUAUUUACAUACACAUCUAUAAAUGAUAAAGUUUUUUACAAAAUCAAAAAUGUAUACCUCAGAGCUAAUGGAACAUAUUGGUGAUUACCUAAGUAACAUCAUACACUUGCAAGUAAUGGAUAUGGCCAAAGGCCAAAACCAAGAAAGCGUUAAAUCCAUACUGGGCCGUCACACAAAAAUUCUGGUCAAAUAUAUGGUUAAAUUGGAGACGAAAGGUGACAAAACCGAAAACCGUGUUUUGGUUUUCACGCCAGUUCGUAUUUAUUUGCUAAUCGCAAAGGUGCCCACAAAGAUCGAAUGUCACUUUCACUACUUGGACAUACAGGCAGUAGAAAGCAAAAAGUCAACACACUUCUCAAUCAUCACAAAUGAUCGCCCGUAUUCAUUUGCAACGAGCUUCGAUGCGGGGAGCUUCAGUGCGGUAAAUACAGCUAAUAGCCGAAACGCUGACGUUAUACUCACCGAUUUGGCAUCGGCAAUUAAGCACAUUUUCCCAACAGUUCCUCUCAAGUACAUCAUAAGAAGGAUCGAUAUUCAACCGCCCGAACGCGAGGUUGUUUUUUCCGAAGAGUUUCGUCCCACAGACCCACGCAGUGUUGGUCCAUGCGGUGGUUUCAGCACACAAUAUGCUUGUAUGUGUGAUUUCCAUGGGGUCCCCUACAGAGAGGAAGUCGCUUGGGAUAUCGAUACGAUUUAUUUAUCCCAUGAUACACGCGUGCUGAACUUACGUGAUUUCGAUCAUUUGGAACCAAAAGACUUAAUGGCCAUUGUGUCCGCAUUGGAGUAUAAUACAUUUUUUCGCGGUCUAAAAGCAUCACAUAUGCGCCUCUCCAAUGAGACUUUGGAGCGUAUACUACACGUGCUCAAGCGUUCGAUGUGGCUAGAGGAGCUACAUUUGGAGGCAUUAGGUUUAAGAUCGGAUUUUCUGCAUAAAUUAGCUGUAUCUGUGAUUACAAACAACAAUCCCGCAAUACGUACUAUCGAUUUGAGUCAUAAUUUAAUUGAGGAUAAAGGAGCAAGCUCAUUGUGCGCCCUACUUGGAAAAAUUGUGCAAGGUGCUAUCCACCUGGCCGGCCCCAUUGCCAAAGUUUCGAAAGGUCUUUGCAAGCUGGCGCUCGCUCAUUGCGGUCUAACAUCGAAGGGCGUGAAUCAGAUGUCGCAUUCAUUGUCGCUGAAUCAAAGCAUUUCCAACUCACUCACACAUUUAGAUUUAAGUGGCAAUAGUCUUAAGGACGACAUAACAAAUUUACAUAAUUUUCUUGCACAACCGAAUGUUUUGGAACAUUUGGACCUCUCAUCGACUGAUAUAACCUUGGAGAACUUAUUUGGUGCCCUCUUACGCGGUUGUGCAACACAUUUAGCGCACUUAAAUGUUUCACAUAAUUCGUUUAGCACAAAAAAAGGCAAAGAGAUACCGCCAUCGUUUAAACAAUUCUUUACGAGUACACUGAGUUUAAAACAUUUAAAUAUUGCUGGUUGUAAACUGCCAAUGGAAGCGCUCAAAAACUUACUGCUCGGUUUAGCCUGCAACGAGUCCACAGCUGGGCUGUAUUUAGAUUUAAGUAGCAAUACGUUAGGUGCCCAGGGCGCACACGUUUUGGAAUCAUGCAUACAUGGUGUACGAGUCUUACAAAGUUUAGAUAUAAGUGACAAUAAUUUGGAUGCCGAAUUAGCUCCCGUUUUAACAGCGAUUUCCAAAAAUCCCUCAAUACGUACGCUUUACAUGACACGCAGCCUGACUGGCAUGAAAUUAAAACAUAUUCCCACCGUUAUGGACGCGCUUGUGAAUCUGAUACAAAAAGACGAUUUCCCAUUGGCUGAGUUGGUGAUCUCCGAAAAUAAAUUAAAGAAUGAUAUACACGACUUCAUUAAUGCGCUUGGCAGUAAUCAAAGUUUGCAAAAACUAGACAUUAGCGGCAACUACAUGGGGGAUGUGGGUGCGCGCCUGCUCGCCAAAGCUCUGCAAAUCAACAACAAACUGCGCACAAUUUACAUGGACAAGAAUAACAUAACACCGCAGGGUUACGGCGACAUCGUUUACGCUUUAGAAAAUAAUCACAGCAUGCGCACCAUACAAUAUCCAGUCUUCGAUAUUACGCCACACAUGAAAAAUCAUCCGGAGAAGACCGAUGCGAUUAUGCGCAAAAUGCAAGAGUUUCUACAACGCAACUGCAAUGGUCUCAAGCGCACCAAUGGACAAGGUUUCCGACUGCAACAUGGUUUCAUGCUCUCCUCAACACACCAACUGGUCGAUAAGCUAGUGGCCGAAACACAGGAUAAUAUCUCGGUUGCAAAAGGUAGCGAUUCGUCAGCAGUGCAGCGGCUGAUCGAUGAUGCCGAAAACUGCAAACAAUUAAUGCCAAAAUUACAGGAGGCUGUGCGUUGUGAAUCGCAUCCGGUGGAAAUAAAGCUUACUCGCAUCGCCAGUGAUCUCAGCUACACUAUACAGGGUUAUCUGGAGGAAACAUUAGAAACCAUGCUGCGCACUGCUGUCGAGCAGUGUCCCAAAACAUUGGGCAGCCAAAUGGUUGUGCAAGAUUUGCGCAAAGCUCUGAGUGAGCGUCUACAAAUACCGGAAGAUUUUCUACAGAGUUGUCUGCUGAAUAAUGCCGGUAGUGAGAUCAUGAACAAAGUGGGUGAAAUCGAACAAUCCUUGGCGGCCUCUAUCUCUGACCGAGCCACUGAUGAGGUGCUGGAGGCGCUCACACGCUACCGACGCGGCCUAGGCAUUGCCGAUUCACCAUCUGUGCUGCUCGAUGAGCCGCAAACACCUGAUAUUGUGCGCAGCCGUUCGAGUCAUGAUGCCGAUGGCCUGAUAAUACGCCCCGGACGUGGUUCAGUCUUACCCAAAAUGGGUCUGGAAUCGCCCACUGCUACCCCACACAUGCCCACCAAGCGUCGUUCGGUGGCGCGCAAAGUGCGUCCUCAGUCCGUCGUGGAGAAUCUCAGCUUGGGUCAUAUACCCGACCUACUUGAGUCACCCUCUUCGCAUCGAUCCUCGUCACAGCUAUCGCCACGCGAUUCGAAUGGCAUGGGCGCCAGCAUUGCCGGCACCACUACGGGGGGUAGCGGCAAUGGCUUGGAUGAUUUAGGUGGGGAUGAAUGCGGCGACUCGAUAACUGAACUGCCCAGCGCUUCAUUCCAAUUGCAACAUCUGGUUAAGGGUAGACCGAAACGUGCCAAGACGCGCGCACCAACGCGACCGUUGGUUGCGGUGGACAAUAGCGCCGGGCCGAGCACUAAGGAAAUAGGCGAGGGUUUGGAUUUAUUCUUUCGUCCCGGUUCGGUGACGCCUACUACGUUGACGCCGCUGAUUUCACCCACCUCCGAAGAGUGCAGUUCGCUAUCGUUUGUCGAUAGUCCUACAAUGAGUCGUGAUGGCAAUGGUCAUUUGACAUCCGAAGAAACUACACCCAUCUUGGAGGAGCGCAGACCCAUUAAGCUGGAUCGGCAGUCACCAUUGCUCAAGGGUAAAUGUGUGCCAUGGACCACCCGUUCGCGUUCGACAGACAAUUUGGAAAAAUAUUCACCACUAAUUGGCCGUAAAUCACCGCUGGUGAAAAUGCGUACUGAAGGUGGUAGCGUUGCGGCGGGUGAUAAUCCGAAUUCAGCACUGAAAGCGCCGGAACGUGAGAAUAAAAUGCGUUCGCCAAGCAGUGAUUCGAUACGUAGCCACACCGGUGGUGAUGGUAUCAGCGUUAAGACCACUAACGGUAUUAUACGCACACCAAUAAUACUGCAAAAGCCGCGUCCCUGGUCCGUAGUGGGAAACGAACCCAAAGCGCCUGGUGCUAACGACUUCCAAAGCAGCGACUCAAGUAAAACGACGCCAGAAAAGCUCGAUGAAGAUUCCGAAUCCUUAUCGUUUAGUCAAAGCAGCAACAAUGUCGGCAGUACGCCAGGUCCCGCAUUGGAGAAAAAAUCUGUAAGGGAGCUUGCAGCAGGCUUAAGCCGCUUGGAACUUCCAAUGAAGCCACAAGUGUUGCCGAGAACCCUGCUCACCGGCGCAUCGGCGAUAUCCAAGUCCUCGUCGACUUCGCACAUCACCAGCACGAACAGUAGUAGCAUUAGUAGUAGUAGCAAUAGUGCGAGCAGUCGAAGUAGUAACACUACCACAACAACAACAAUGCUGCAAACGCAACGCAUGAGAAUAACAAGUAAUAACAGCAGCAGCAGCUCUACAACAACAACGACGAACACCGCCUCGCCAAACGCGACAAACGGCAAUGAUAAUCACGAAACAUUGCUCACCAAAACCGUUAUCACUGAAAAUGGCAACGGCAGCAGCAGCAGCAGUUUUAUAACGAACGAAAUCAUUAAUAUACGUAACGGUACCAACAGCUGCAGCACCGCCAUCACCCACAAUCGCGAUAGCACCAACACAAGCGCGAGCGAAAGCAGCAAUGUAGAUCGUUUGAGCAGCGGCAGCAAUGCCUCGAGUUUGGGUAUACCUGUUGGUGGCUUUAAGCGAAUUGCGGGCAAAGAGAUUUCCGCAUUAUUCGAGGAGACAUUAGUUGAAGGCCUACAACGCUCUUCGACUCGACGAUUAUUUAGAGACACACAAUAUACAAAGGAAGAUGUUGUUGAUUUGUGAGACAUUUGAAAUAAAUAAUUUUCAAAGUAGAAUACAGAGCUGCAGUGAAGCAGAUGCACCGACAACAGCAAUAUGUGGUAGUAAUAGUGAUUUAUGUAGUCAAAACAGAUAGUGGAAAAGAUCUUUAUAUUAGAAAAAAUAUUUAAUGGAAGAGAAAAUAAAAAUGCCACGUGUGUUUAAUUGUCAACUACGAAACAAUGCACAUGGACCAAAGCCAAUAACAAAUAGGAAAUUAGAAUUAAACUUGAGUGAAAACAUAUUUUUCGAAUUUCAUGCAAUCGGUUGGUCUAAAAAUGUUUAUGUACGAAUCUUCUUCAAUUACUUCGCGAUUUGUGCAAUCUUCACGAGCCUUAUUUUGUAAUAUUUCUUAUAAAAUAUUUAUAUUUUACUAUUUUUGGUUGCAUUAUUGAUAUAUUAGCCUUGUUGGCAAUUGGAGAGUAUAUUAAAUAUAAAUUAAAUCUUUAUAAACUCGUAUAUAUGUACAUACUUAUUUCUAUUGUUUACCUUAAUUAAUUUCGAUAUUAAAGCGUUAUGUGUGUGUUUUAGUUUUUAGUUUAUGUAUAUAUUGAAUAUUAGCUGUGUUUCAUAUUUCGACAUGAACUAACAUUUACAAUAAAUUAAAAAUAAAAUAAAGAAAUGUAAGGUGUGUGUGUGUGCGCGUUUUAUAUUAUGCUAAACUUGUACGUAUUUACAUAUGCUGAUAUACAUUUCUAACUACCCAAAUAUGUAUGAAUAUGUAUGUAUUGAUUUUAAGUGCCAAUCAUAUUUUAUGAACAAAUAAAUAACCUAGAAAAAAGGGAAUAAAAAAAAUGAAAAUUUCAUGAACAAACGCUGGCUAUUUAAAUUAAAAAAUGAAAACUAUGUGGUAACUAAUGGAAAAAACUUUUUUUCAGAAAUGUUUUCACUGAUAAGUUUUAUGUGCUAAUAUACAUUAUACAUAUAUAUUUUUAUAACUGCUUCCAUUCAAUAGCAAUAAGUUUUUGCACAUGUUUUUUAAGUAGACAAACUUUCUAAACUAAAUUUGUAUUUUGAGGGGCUUAAUUGUGUAAUGUAAAUUUUGAAAACCUCUGGACUGCUUUAGUAACUACUAGUAAUUGGUAAAACUCAGAACAAAAUUUGUUUUACUGCGUCCAUUUUUGUUAUUCAUAAAUUUUGUAUGAUUAAUAAGUUAUCAAUAUUAAGUUUAUUUUCUUCGAAAUAUCAAUUUAAUUAUAACGAUAAAAUGACAAUCUUAAAAUGCAUUUAUGGGAUAUCAAACGUAUGUUUUAUGUUCGUAUUUAGCCAGAAAUGUGUUCCGACAAUAUUUAUUUGUACAAAUAAAUCAACGAGUUUAACUAAAUUCUUUCAACAUCAAAAAAAAACAAUUAAGAGUCUCUUAUUAUCCGUAAACUAUAUGAUAAAAGAGAGCCACUAUAACAUGACAGAAAUAAAGCAGUUAAAUAUGAAUAGAAAGCAACAUUUUACGAUACAAUAAUAAUGAGGAAGUUAUAUACAUUUCCUUAUAUAAAAAAGCAUGGGUAAUUUUCGUUCCAUUUUGGAUUAAAUUCUGAAAUUAACUUCGAGUACAUAUAUGGAGCUUGUCAGUUUGGAACAAGCUACAAAUUUCUAGUCCCCACCUUGCAUUAUAAAACAAAUAAAUACCAACUGCACUGAAAUAUAUACCAUAGUUGAAACAAGUAUUCAAAUAAAUGAUAUAAGAGUAGCCUAACACAACAACAAAUGUUUCACAGAACAAGAAUGACAAUUAAAAAAUAAAAUUUCAAAACGUUA